Messenger RNA from Drosophila kikkawai, 1116 nucleotides. It is a transcript of the gene RfC4, whose product is annotated as replication factor C subunit RfC4. NCBI's taxonomy places the organism in Eukaryota, Metazoa, Arthropoda, Insecta, Diptera, Drosophilidae. The record is from RefSeq and is a predicted model, not a curated record. Gene Ontology annotation, cellular component: nucleus; DNA replication factor C complex. Gene Ontology annotation, biological process: DNA repair; DNA-templated DNA replication. Gene Ontology annotation, molecular function: ATP binding; DNA clamp loader activity; DNA binding.
ACCACGGUCAUACUUUAAACCCCACGCUUAAUUUUAGCUGCAAAAAACUUUGUUUAGUUUGGAAAAUUCGCAAAUUACUCGAAAAAUGCCGGAGGAUACAGAAGUCCAAGUGGACGACAAGCGCAACAACUUGCCCUGGAUCGAAAAGUACCGCCCAGUAAAGUUCAAGGAGAUUGUGGGCAACGAAGACACCGUGGCGCGUCUCUCAGUGUUUGCCACCCAAGGAAAUGCCCCCAACAUAAUUAUUGCGGGUCCUCCGGGCGUGGGCAAGACCACCACCAUCCAGUGCCUGGCGCGCAUCCUGCUGGGAGACAGCUACAAAGAGGCGGUCCUCGAGCUGAACGCCUCGAAUGAGCGGGGCAUCGAUGUGGUGCGCAACAAGAUCAAGAUGUUUGCCCAGCAGAAGGUGACACUGCCGCGCGGCCGUCACAAGAUCGUGAUCCUGGACGAGGCCGACAGCAUGACGGAGGGCGCCCAGCAGGCGCUGCGCCGCACCAUGGAAAUCUACAGUAGCACCACGCGCUUCGCCCUUGCCUGCAACACCAGCGAGAAGAUCAUCGAGCCCAUCCAGUCUCGCUGCGCCAUGCUGCGCUUCACCAAGCUCUCCGACGCCCAGGUCCUGGCCAAGCUCAUCGAGGUGGCCAAGUGGGAAAAGCUCAACUACACGGAGGAUGGCCUCGAGGCCAUUGUCUUCACUGCCCAGGGCGACAUGCGUCAAGGACUGAACAACCUGCAGUCAACCGCCCAGGGCUUCGGCGACAUUACCAUGGAGAACGUGUUCAAGGUCUGUGACGAGCCACAUCCCAAGCUUCUGGAGGAUAUGAUUCAACACUGCGCGGCCAACGACAUUCACAAGGCGUACAAGAUCCUGGCCAAGCUCUGGAAGCUGGGCUACUCGCCCGAGGACAUCAUCGGCAACAUCUUCCGCGUCUGCAAGCGCAUCAACAUCGACGAGCACCUGAAGCUGGACUUUAUCCGCGAGAUCGGCAUCACCCACAUGAAGAUCGUCGACGGCAUUAACUCCCUGCUCCAGCUCACCGCCCUGCUGGCUAAGCUAUGCAAUGCGGCCGAAAAGCACUGAUUUUGUUUUUAUUAAAAGAUAUGUUUAAGAGGAAA